Molecule: messenger RNA, 5471 nt
Organism: Thamnophis sirtalis
Lineage: Eukaryota; Metazoa; Chordata; Lepidosauria; Squamata; Natricidae
Gene: MARCHF7
Product: membrane associated ring-CH-type finger 7
Biological process (GO): protein autoubiquitination
Cellular component (GO): nucleus
Molecular function (GO): zinc ion binding; ubiquitin binding; ubiquitin conjugating enzyme binding
Source: RefSeq, a predicted model, not a curated record
AUUUAGAACAGACUGUUAAAAAAAAACCCCAGCAAUUAUUGCGGUUUUGAGAGUAUCUGAUUUUUAGAGGACUUGUUCAUUUUCCUUCACUAACUGGGUAUGAUUUCUCUCCAGUGAAAAAUAUUGUAUUUAGUUGCAACCCUAUGACCAUGUCAGUAUUAUAUUAGUUACUGAUCAAGUAGGAAGUACUACAUGGCCACUUUUGACUUUAUUGGGUCUCUUCAAGGGAUAAGUAAGUAUCCCCCAUGCUACAUAGUCUUUAGUUCUUUAAAGUCCAUUAUGGAGGAUGCCUCCAUCUGGAAACACUCAAUAAGGACAAAACCAGUUGUGUAGUGCCUCCUACUGGUCACCAGCAAAUACACGUAAGCCAUAUAAGACCCCUUUGAAAGGAAGCAAUUUUGAGGCCUCUAGCAUGAGGCCUAGACUAAUAUCACAACUAAUUUGAGCAUAUGUGUAUAUGAGGCAUAUGUGUAACUUCUAUAAAUAAGAAUUCUCUAGCUAUGGUUUUUACAGUGAAAUUGGCUAUGUAGUAGAUGGAGAACAUGGAGGCUGGAUGUUAUCUAUUGAAUAACAAAUGUGCUAACUUGCCCUAAAUUGGAUUUGUCUAAAACCUGUGAAUUGAUAUAUUGCUCUUUCUAUAUCAGCAGGAGUUUGAUACAGCUAAAUUCUGUGGAUUGAAUAGGACAAAGAUGUUUAUGUUUGCUGGUUCCUUCUGUCUUUGCCUUUGCUUGUAUCCUUCCUCUUCAUCUGCUUCAAAGAUCUGAGAGACACUCUUCUGCCUAUCCCAGAAGGUCUCAGAUGAGCACAAUGAUUUUAACACAUUACAAUAGCCAAUUCAUUAGAUUUUUAUAACUAUUUUCAUAUGUACCAACCCAUUCUCCUUCCUCAUGUCCCAUUUUAAUUUAAAUCUGUUAACCAUUCCAUAUAUGUGUUAAAGUGAGCUACAAUUCCUGAAAGUUUAUAUGUUUUAAUAAAAUUGUUAGUCUAAAAAAUGCUACCAAACUCUAAUUUCCUGGAACAGUUAAGAAAAUAGUACUUAACUGCUUCUCUCUUCCUUCCUCUAAUUGGGAUGUUGUAAGCACAGCACCAGUCAUGAGCCCUCCUAUUACUGAAAUACACACCUGGAAUGCAUUUCCUUUUGUUUAAUGCAGUUUUGCCAUUUAAAACUAGUACUUAGAACAAUCCAGUAAGACUUGUCUGGUUCAUCUUAAAGUGACCUGGAGUUACAAUAUUUAAAAUUCUGUGGCUGAUCUUGAAUCAUAUUUGAAAUUUUCUGGACUAUUUUAUUUUUUAUAAAAUAAGACUGGUAAAUGACUAGCUGCUAUAAAAAUGUUGAGACACGGUACAUGACUAUUAACUCUUUUACAGAGACUUUUUUAGGAUUGCUUCUUUUGCAUUCAGAUGUACAUUAAUAGUGUAGAAAUAAAUGGGUUCUAAAAUAGGAAAUUGCUCAGAUACUCUCAUGGAUCAGUUUGCAAAUAAGCCUACAAUUUUUUCUACUACUUAGUAUUGCCACAGUUUUUUGAAAUUGACAUUGUAAGGAAAGAAAUAUUGUUUUAAGAUGCACCAUUAAAAGGAUUAUAACUUCUUUCUGUUGCAUACCAUGUCCUUUGUGAGCAGAAAGGAAGAUUGGAUUGUUCAGGUAGAUGUAUGUAUGUACUCUUGUUUAUUGAUAAGAGCUUAAUUUAUCUUCUAUUUUAGUUUUGAUUUUGCUGUGGCCAAAAUAGUCAAAAGUAGGACAAUAGGGCACAACUUUGAUUAUAUUUGAAUUCAGGCUGUGAGAAGAGUAGCAACAUUAAUAACAUUCAAAGUAAUUAUAUUGGCUGUUUUAGGUCUGGUUUGAUAUUGAAUUUGCUAGCUUACAGGUGUGCAGAAAUGAAACAAUAUAUAGUACUUUGAUUCAUUCUCCUCUAUCAAUCUAAUUGGCUUGUAUUGGAUUUUUUUAAAAAAUGCAAUAUGUUUUUGAUAAUGAAAUCUAAGAUCCUAAGGAUUUAAGAUAUAUAGAUAUCUAAUAUAUAGGUAUGCUUCCAGUAUUGGUAAGGAUGUAUUUUUAGCUAACCAUCCCAUGAUCUAAGUUAUAUUUUUCAAUGUUUUAAUAUUCCAAAAUCAAUCCAUAUGUAUAAUAAUAGUAGAAAACCAGAGAUUGACAGAACAGGUUCUCACACAAAAUAAUAUUGAAUACUUGAUUAAAUACAGAGAUACAUUAUAUGCAUUAAAAUAAGAUAAAGUUCUAUUUGCCUGCAAGACUUAUGUUUACUUCUAGGCCAUGUGUCUAAAUAAUUGUUUCUAAACCAGUGUUUAAUGAAUUGCAUAUUCUUUAUAUUCCACAGUCAGUUUUCGGGGGGACAAUAUGAAUUGUAAAAUAAGUGCACACAAAAUGGAAUCAAAGCCAUCAAGAAUCCCACGGAGGUUAUCUGUUCAGCCAUCUGGUUCUCGAAGUGCUAGGAUAGGAGCUGGAAGUGGUGGAACAAGUUUAACUGAUUCAUACCGUACGAGAGAGUCUUCAGUAAGACUUGAUUCUGGACGCCAGGAAUCUGGCAGGUUGCAUAGUUCCAAUAGAAACUGGUCUGUUGAAGAACGAGAAGCAUAUGAAAGUUCAUGGAAGCUUCCAGCUUCUUCUCCAACUCACUACUCAGGAACACUUGAUCGUCCCUGGUCUGGAAGAUUUUUGGGAAGCAGAAAUAGAUUGGUUACAUCAUCAUCAUCAUCAUCACUUCCUGCACCAUCUUGGUUGAGUGAAUCUGAAAGAACUCAGGGAGCAUAUUCUUCAAGACUGCAUAGCCAACAACAAGAUAUUGAUUCAAAAAGACCUAAACUUUCUUAUACAUCUACCUCUAGUAUGAGAAGUAGUGGUUUAAGCACAGUUUCAGAUUCCCAAUGGAGGUACAGUGAUGUGCCCAGAUCUUCAUCUAUGGUACUUGGAUCAUUAACAACUGAACUUGUGAGAGAGAGAAGAGAGCUAGAAAGGACAGAGCCAUCUGUUAGUUUUGUGGAUUGUAGUCAAAGGAAUGGUGAUUUCCCUCCAUCAGCAUAUUUGCAGGAAAGACCUGCUUCUUCAUAUGCACAGGGAGCUAGACCAAAGGAAAACUCAUUGAGUUCUUUAAGGCUGAACACAUCCAUGAACCGCCAGUUGCCUUCUGAACAUGAAUCUUCAUUUCUCUCUAGAGAGCAUAGCUGGAAUUCAAGAUCUAACUAUGUCCCAAGAGAAGUAGAGACUUCUGAAAGGAAUAUACAGCCAGAGUUUACCCAAGAUACCAUGAGAAGUGGGACCAGAACCUCAAACCUUUCUGAAGGAGUUUUGCCAACCCAAAGGUCAUUAAGUGAGCCUUCUGCUGAUACUGAAGGAAGGCGUUCAACAAGGCAGUUACUAUCUCGCUUGGCAUCUAGUAUGUCCUCCACCUUUUUCCCAAGAAGGUCUGGCCAAGACUCUUUGUCGUCUUCAAGAUCAUUAGGUUCUAGAGAUAUAAGUGCUCUAAGAGCUCAAGCUCCUGCCCAGGCAACUUCUUCUAACCCACUUAUAACUUCUGAAGGUACAGAAGCUCAAACACCUGAUCCUGGUCCUCAGGGAUUUAGCUUCCUUAGAAGACGCUGGGGUUUGGCAGGUAUUUCACCAAAUCCAAGUGCUGAGACAGAACCUGGAAAUUACAGACAUAAUUCUGAAAGUAGAAAUGCAGGUUCCUGGCUGUCAUCAUCUUUGAGGAACAGAUGUACACCUUUGUUUUCAAGAAGGAGAAGAGAAGGAAGAGAUGAAACUGCAAGAACUUCUACCUCUGAAACAUCUGCUAGGUCACUGCAUCUUUUUAGGAGAAGAGAAUCUGCUGGGGAUGGACCUCUUGAGACACAAAGGGAGUCCCUCAGGCCGAGGCCAUCGAUACCUGCAGUACCCAGUGGUACUGUAUCUGUUCCUUCAGGGUCAGAGUCAGUGCCUCCUAGAAGAAAUUCAGGACUAUCAGGAAUGUUUCCCGGCUCUCUUUUUCGGUUUGCAAUGCCGCCAACUUUGGAAAAUAACUUGUCCGACAAUGUUAUGAUAACUGUAGAUAUUAUUCCAUCGAAUUGGAGUCAGUCUAAUGAACAAGAUAGUGACAAAUCUAAAAUAUCUUCAAGAGAUCCAGAAAAGCUUCAGAAAAUUAAAGAGAGUCUUCUUUCAGAAGAAGAGGAAGAAGAGGAAGAAGACAUAUGUAGGAUUUGUCAAAUGUCCUCUACAUCUGUCACUAAUCUCUUAAUCGAGCCAUGUAAAUGUGCUGGAAGUCUGCAGUAUGUUCACCAGGAGUGUAUGAAAAAAUGGCUACAAUCCAAGAUUAACUCGGGUUCUUCAUUGGAAGAUGUAACUACCUGUGAAUUGUGUAAAGAGAAGCUUCAGCUCAAUCUUGACAAUUUUGAUAUCCAUGAACUCCAUAGAGCACAUGCAAAUGAACAAGCAGACUAUGAAUUUAUCAGUUCUGGGCUUUACCUUGUAGUAUUGUUACAUUUGUGUGAACAACGCUUUUCAGAUAUGCUGGGAACUACAAGUGAGGCCAACACACGUAUCCGGUUUAUUAAUCUUGCAAGAACUCUUCAGGCACACAUGGAUGAUAUUGAAACAGCUUCAGAUGAUGAUGAUUCUGAAGAUGGUGAUCUCGAUAGGACCCUUGAUGCUGCAUAGAUGGAGUGAAAGGGCUGAAUGCUCAGCUGACACAAGUAUCACCAGUGCACAUUUAUUUAGUAAACCAUGAUGAAUUCUAUUAGAUUUCUGAAGAACUGCUGAGUCAAGCAGAAAAUCUGCUGUUGCACACUGGUAUCCAUAGAUACUGGAUAUUGCUCAUUCAGUCUGCAAGAGUAUCUUUCUUCUUUCAGAGUAUGACGAUGUAUGCCUUCUUCUCAAGGGUAUGAUUUUUAUCUGUAAGGAAGAGUUCUUUUUGUAUAAACUUCUUACAGAAAUCGGUUAUAAAUUCUGGGAAAUGUUUCUCAUGUUUUGCUCUUCUGCCGGCACUAAGUGGAACUGUUAAAUGAGUUUGCAAGUUCAAGUCGCGGGGAGGGGAUAAUUCUUUGUUAACUUACCACUUAAAAAUAUAUAUUGGGAAGUCUCAUCAUUUUGGUUCCAGUGUGAACAACCUAGAUUGAAUGAGGGAGUGAAUGGGUUCUGUAAUUAGUGUUAAGUUUCUCUACGUUUUUCUGGAGGAGUGUUUAACUCAAAGCAAUAAACUUGCAAGGGGCUACUAAUAAGUGUUAAUUAAGGCUUUUAUAAGUAUUGAUUUCAAAACUGCGGAUUAUAUUUGAUAAUAUUAUGUACAAAUUCCAAUGAGGAAUUACAGCAGUAAACACAAACAUUUCAGCAUUUCUGGAAGGAAUAAAACUUAUGGUUUAGAAUCUUAACCAAGCUAUUUAUCUGAAUGAACAUUUUUUAGAACCCACAUUCACUGAUAAGGCACUGGUUAUCAAUGUGUUUUCUAGUGUUGUCACUUGUUUGUUAAAUAAAAAUUGCAAUCCUAUGG